Molecule: messenger RNA, 2126 nt
Organism: Pecten maximus
Lineage: Eukaryota; Metazoa; Mollusca; Bivalvia; Pectinida; Pectinidae
Product: dehydrogenase/reductase SDR family member 1-like
Exons: 10
Coding region: 328-1302 (324 amino acids)
Source: RefSeq, a predicted model, not a curated record
CGUAUGACCUAAUUGAGUCAGACAACGACGACGUGUUUAGUGUAUUUACCUGUAUAUAUGUGUACUUGGCUAUACCCGGAUAGGUACAAUGGACAUGUGCAGUACAUAACAGUCUAUGAUUAAUUACGGAUGACACUAUAGUAACUACAUGGACGUGGAAAAGACUAAAACUUCAAAAAUUAUCAAAUAUUUAAGAUGGCGGUAGGGAACAGUUCUACUGAUAUAAGGUUUUUUUUCAAAAUGAACAUGUGUGCAGUCUAGGUAGAUAUACGAACUUCCUGUGAGCGCUCGUUAGACUUCAACACUGAGAACAGGUAUACAAAGAAGAUGGCCGCUGUUGGAGGGAAACUGGCAGGCAAAGUGUGUAUAGUGACGGGGGCGACUCGAGGGAUCGGGAAGGGGAUAGCUUUACAGCUGGGCGAGGCUGGAGCUACUGUCUAUAUCACAGGUAGGACGUUAGUAGCUGCCAAGGACGAUGAGGUGGGAGGAUCUCUCACUGACACAGCCAGACAGAUAAAGGAGAGAGGAGGGAAAUGUAUACCUGUACAAUGUGACCAUACCAAGGAUGAAGAGAUACAACAGCUGUUUGACAAAGUUAAGAGGGAACAGGAUGGCCAGUUAGAUAUCCUCGUGAACAACGCCUACAAUGCUGUCAAGGCGAUCAAUGACAACAUGAAUGUGCCGUUUUGGGAACAUCCAAUGGAUAUGUGGGACACUGUCAAUAAUGUGGGACUGAGAAACCAUUAUUUGUGUACUGCCCACGCUGCUAGGAUGAUGGUACCGAGGAAAAGGGGACUCAUUGUGAAUAUAUCAUCCUUUGCUGGACUAACGUAUUUCUUUAACGUGCCUUACGGUAUUGGCAAAGAGGCUUGUGACAGAAUGGUGGCAGAUUGUGCGGUAGAGCUGAAGAAACACAAUGUAGCUAUGAUCAGUCUGUGGCCAGGGCCAGUGAUGACAGAACAGGUCACUUACUAUCUCAGUCAAAAUAAAUUGGAUGUUGUGGGAGGUAUCAAUAUCAAGGAAACAUUUGAUGAUGCAGAAUCCAUAGAAUAUCCGGGAAAAGCUGUGGUCUGUCUGGGAUCAGAUCCAAACAUCAUGAAAAAGACAGGAAGGAUUCAGUUAACAGCUGAUCUAGGAUACGAAUAUGGCUUCAAGGACAUUGAUGGCCGGGAGAAGGUCUCCCUGAGAAACCUAAAGCAUUCCAUGAUGAUCUCCCCAAAGACUCGAUGGAUCGGCAGGCUAACGCCGGGUUUUAUAUACAUCCCAAAAUGGCUAUUAGCUCUAACAGGAAACAAAUUCUGAGUUGUGUUUGUAUUAUUAUGUCAACAAUGAAACUUUGUCACCUGGUCAGUAAUAAAUGUGCUCCAAGUAUUACAGACUGCAGGUGUUCAAGGCAAUUUACACAUUUCUCAAUACCCUACGCUCACCAGCAUAUCUAAUGUGAGCACUGGUGAUUUCUCUUUUGUAUUCACUUUUUGAAGUAGCUAUACACUUUUUUAGUUUUUAUAUUUUUGUCUUAAAUCCUGUGCAUUUUUUUUUAUAUCUUCUAAUCCACUACACAUAUGAACCUGUGCAUGUAUAAUCGUAUUGGAUUGGUAGAGAUUGUAAAGGCCAUUGCGUGUUUAUUAUUCCAGGCUACUGCACGUGCUCACGGAGUAUACAAGUUGGCGAGGGUCAGCUAUAGAUAGAGGAGCGAGUGUAUUUAAUAGUAUAAAUGUCUACAAUAUUUCGUUCGUUUUUUUUUACAUAGCAUAUUAGAUGGUUUUACACAAGGCAGGAUGUAUUUAUAGAAAGCAGGUCCCAUGUGUUAAAUGUUAAUUUUCCCCAUCCAACCACGUUUGCCAGAUGUUGAAAUAUAAGUUUCAAAUGUUCUCUUGCAAGUGAUCAAUCGGGUGCCAAAAUCAUAGUGAUUGUUGGUGGUAGACAUUGCAUGCCACAUUUUAAUUCCCUUUAAUAGCUGCACAGUUCUCACAUGUGCUUGGCGUUCUUUUGAAAUCCAAUAUUGUCCAUUAUGAUUUCAUUGAAUUAUGUGAUUAAUGCGUAUCUUCAUCCAGAUUUUGACAUUUUUUACGACCUACAUAUGUGUAUAAUAUUUCAAUUUCUACUCAAGUUGGACUCAACGAAAC